AUGGAUCACCAGUAUAAAGACUCAAUUUACUUGAUGUCAAAUGAGGGCCAAGUAGUUCUUUCAAACAUCGCGUGCCUCCCAAGGGAAAAAACUACAAAAUACGGGGUCGCCCACACCUACUCCGGCGCCCAAAUUUGCCGCCUCGGAGUCCGCGGGCGGAUUUCAACAACCCAGGGGACCCACACCGUCGACCUCCCGACGGCCGCAAGCCCGAUCGUCAACUACCCUGGACAACGGCGCGGUUUUGGGGCCCCAGGUCAAACCCACGAGGGGGAGGCCCCCGUCGCUGUCCUCGCCUGCGUGGCUGUCGUCGCUCUGUGCGACAAGGCCCCAGUCCUCGCCCCUCGUCCCCCAGUAUACACUUCUAGACCUGCCUACCACGCCCCUGAACCCGCCUAUCACGCCCCCGAACCUGCCUACCACGCCCCCAAGCCUACCUACCACACCGCUGAUCCUGCCUAUCACGCCCAUGCACACUACGAACCAGAAUACCCUGAUGUGCCCCCGAAGUACAAGUACAACUACGGCGUCGCCGACGGCUACUCCGGCGCCAACUUCGGCCACUCGGAAAACUUGAUAUUCUCUAAUAGUCUAACGGAAGUGAAUUCUAGACUGAAACAAAAUGAAAUCAUUUAA
Penaeus monodon (black tiger shrimp) is the source of this 636-nucleotide messenger RNA. RefSeq lists its product as uncharacterized. The transcript has 5 exons. NCBI's taxonomy places the organism in Eukaryota, Metazoa, Arthropoda, Malacostraca, Decapoda, Penaeidae. Bases 1 to 636 code for a protein of 211 amino acids. The record is from RefSeq and is a predicted model, not a curated record.